AUGUAUCCAAGAAGUCGACGAAAAAAACGUACAGAAAGUAUGGAAGUUACUACUGGUGAACGUGAAUCGGAUGAAGAAGAUGAUGAUAUUAUACGUCAAGUGUCAAAAGUAAAACAAUAUUCUCAACAAAAAGACUUUACAAAUUCAAUUAGUCCUAUAGCUAUUGCUUCCUUAUCCAGUCUCGCAGGUAAAACUAUUCAUUUAAUAUUUAAUUUUAAUAGAUGUUAAGGUUUUAACACAUUAUCAUAAGAUGUAUUGCAAUUAUACAGCUUCUUGUCUAUUGUUUAGAUUAGAAUACAUUAAAUAGAUUGAUAAUCUUUUUUUUUCUUCUUUUUACAACGAAAAAAAAAAGAAACAUUUUUAGUAAAUGAAAUUUCUAUUUUAAUUUUGUAUAUUGUUUAUAAUAUUAACAUAUGCUAUGUAACAAUGACAAAACCGAUUUUGUCUUCUACUUGUCCUUGUACACAACGCCCUUUUUUUGUGUUUAGUUUAAUUGCUCUUAGAAUGAUUUUUGAAGUGGAACAGAACCGAAGCAUUUUAAUUAAGUACAGUUUGACGCCUCGAUUUACGUCAAAAUCUCUAGACAGAAAAAAAUUUAAUCUU
This is a messenger RNA of Adineta steineri, 603 nucleotides long. The record is from the annotation of a GenBank genome assembly. NCBI's taxonomy places the organism in Eukaryota, Metazoa, Rotifera, Eurotatoria, Adinetida, Adinetidae.